AUGGGUGGUAAAGCCCCCCAGCCUCCUCCCCCAGCCGCCUCCGCCAUCUCCUCCUCCAGGAACGCCCCUGUCACCUCCACGCCCACCUCCUCCAGACGGACCGCCGGACACCUCGCCUUCAGAGGAUUUAAACUCGGUCAGCGUGUGAGUAAAGGUGUUGGAGACGGCAUUUCGAGACUCGGUCAAGCCGUCGGCAGUGGUGGUAGAGGAGCCGCUGGUGAAAAUAAGCCGGAAGGAGUGGUUGAAACUCAGCCGGAGGUCACCAGGUCCAGAAAACUCGACUUAGAGAGGAUCGGUGUUAAGCUGUCCGGGCUGACUAGUCGAGACGCAGCUACCCCAGCAGGAGCAGCAUCAGAAGUGGGACCAGGAGGCACAAGUUCUCUCAGUGUAACGCCGGUCACUGACGAUGAUAGAACCAUCACCAGGUCCUGGGGUGAGGAAGGUGUCGGGGCCUCCUGCAGAAGGGAGAUGCCCUACCGGAAACUCGCCAAACUCCUGGGCAAGGAGCCCGCUUCCCCACCGCCACAGACAGACUUGCCAGCCCACGCGCUCUUCCUACGAGAGGCUCCCCGAGGCAAGGUUGGAAGUGUAAAGAUGACUUACACACGCGAGGGAUACAGCGGCAAGCGGCCAGCUUCCUCUGGUGAUAACCCAGGUUUCUCCAGCGCCAAGAGGCAACGUGUUGAGGCCCCCUUGCUCUCUGUGUCUUGGUCUCAAGUAACCAAAGUUCUUGAGGUAGACGAUUGUUGUUCCUUCAACGUCUUCGAGGGCAAGGUGGCCCUUGAUAAUAGCACUUUUCACGACGUCAUCAUCAAGGAAGCUGAUCACAUGAACAACAAGGCAAUGUUAAUGGCAGAAUGCGAGACACUUAAGAAGUUGUCUGGAGCAGGAGGCGCCCCUCGUGUGUACGGCGUGACCAGCGACUCUCCCUUCGCCCUCCUCCUCCACAUCACCCCAGGCCAAGGGCUCGACAGGUAUAUGCUUAACCACUAG
Messenger RNA from Homarus americanus (American lobster), 993 nucleotides. RefSeq lists its product as uncharacterized. Lineage: Eukaryota; Metazoa; Arthropoda; Malacostraca; Decapoda; Nephropidae. The record is from RefSeq and is a predicted model, not a curated record. The transcript has 7 exons. The coding region runs from base 1 to 993 and encodes 330 amino acids.